Messenger RNA from Schistosoma turkestanicum, 4331 nucleotides. NCBI's taxonomy places the organism in Eukaryota, Metazoa, Platyhelminthes, Trematoda, Strigeidida, Schistosomatidae. The record is from the annotation of a GenBank genome assembly.
AUGUUAUGUGCGGAAAGAGUAGAUUCCAAUUCGAUUGUAGACUACUCAGAAAAAGUUGCAAAGUUGAAUAAGAAGAAACCAGGUGUUGAUGGUGAGACGGGAGCAAGUGGGUUGGCAGGUCCCAAAGGAUUACCUGGUCUGCCGGGAUUACCGGGUUUACCUGGUCACAGAGGUCAUAAAGGAGAAAUUGGACCAAAUGGCAUUAAAGGAGAUGUUGGACUGAGAGGGCCACCUGGUCCUUAUGGACGAGAUGGUGAAGUAGGUCCUCCUGGAGAGCCUGGUUCAGUUGGACUUCAGGGUCCUACGGGACCAGUUGGAACAGCUGGUUUACGAGGAUUACCCGGACGAAUUGGACCAAACGGACUUAAAGGUGAAUUUGGGGACUCAGGUGAAAUGGGUCCACCUGGUCCUCAAGGUCCUGUAGGUCCACCGGGAGUACCUGGACCUCAAGGUAUACGUGGGCUAACUGGAAAGCCUGGAGCAAGAGGACCACCUGGUGUAACUGGACUACCAGGUAGCCCUGGAAUGACUGGAAAUCCUGGACCACAGGGGAAUGGAGGUCCAAAAGGCGAGCCGGGAUUAACUGGAGAACCUGGAGAUACUGGACCUGUUGGAGCUUCAGGAUAUAAAGGUGAUCGUGGACCUCGUGGUUCACCUGGAGUUAAAGGAACUCAGGGAGCAGCUGGUUUAACUGGUGUUCGUGGGGACAGAGGUGAAAAAGGUUCGAAAGGUGAACGUGGUCUUCCUGGACCACGUGGCAGUGAAGGUCCAGUUGGAAUUAAGGGUGAACCAGGCAUAAUAGGUGAACUCGGUCCUCGCGGAUUGGAAGGCCAGAAAGGGAACGAAGGUCCUCGGGGAAGUCCAGGGUACCCUGGAGGCCCAGGUCCCAAGGGGUCUGUUGGGCCCGUAGGUGCAAUUGGUAGUCCGGGAGAAAAAGGCAACCCAGGUCAUGUAGGAUCGUUAGGUUUGAGCGGACCUGUUGGGCCGCGCGGAGCACCUGGUCCACGUGGUGCCCCGGGUCAAUCUGGACCAGUCGGAUUCAAGGGCGACGAAGGACCAACAGGACCAACAGGGCCUCCUGGAGCUGCUGGUCCUCAAGGUCCGAGGGGUCCUCCUGGAUUUGUGGGGGUUCCAGGUCCUCCGGGUUUACCCGGUCGACCAGGACCAGUUGGGCUUUUAGGAGAUCGAGGUGAACCUGGUGAACCCGGAAUACCUGGUGAAAUUGGACCGAUAGGUAUGGUUGGUGUACCUGGUCAAAAUGGGGAGCAGGGAGCACCAGGAGAACGUGGUCCACCAGGACCACGUGGUCCUCAAGGAAUUCCAGGCAAGCCUGGGGUAGAGGGUAUCGAGGGAGUACAGGGUGAAAAAGGAGCUAAGGGUGCCGCAGGGCCAUCUGGUCCAAGCGGUCCAGUUGGAUUACGAGGAACACGUGGACCGCCAGGUCCAUCAGGAGAUCCAGGUUCUAAAGGAGAUGAAGGUCGCACUGGUCCGCAUGGAAACAUUGGUGACAAAGGUGACAGAGGCCCUCCUGGGCCACAUGGACCACCUGGUCCAAUAGGAACAGUUGGACCACAAGGAUUGCCUGGAAGUCAAGGUGAACCUGGUGACAAGGGUGCGCGAGGUCCUCCAGGCCCAGUCGGCGAAACAGGUGAAAAAGGUGUUCAGGGGUUAAUUGGCAAACCGGGAUUACGUGGAUCAACAGGAGCUGAUGGAGAACAAGGAGACCAAGGAAGUCCAGGUCCACAAGGUACUAAGGGUGAAAGAGGAGAAGUGGGUGAACAAGGUUCUCCUGGACAGCAAGGGGCAGCCGGAUCUCCAGGUCCUCAAGGUAUGGUUGGAGAGCCCGGAGAGGUUGGAAAUGCCGGAGUAACAGGGCCGAAAGGUAUAGAAGGUAAAGUUGGUCCACCGGGACCACCUGGACCUGCUGGUGUGCAAGGCUCACCUGGUCGAAGUGGUCCACGUGGGGAACCUGGUAUUAAAGGAGUGAUCGGCAAAGAAGGCCCACUCGGAUUUCCCGGACCUGUUGGUUUGGCUGGCGCUUCGGGAAAAAUGGGAAUACCUGGUGUACCUGGUCCUCCAGGAUUAUCUGGAUUGAAAGGAGAACAAGGAAAGCCGGGUCCACGGGGUGAACAGGGGGCUCAAGGUACUGUGGGGCCAUCUGGACCAAAAGGAAUGAAAGGGAUGCUUGGUAGACCUGGACGACAAGGUCAGCCUGGUUCUGCAGGACCGCCGGGAAUAGUUGGGGAGCCAGGGGUUCAGGGAGCACAAGGGCCAAUGGGUCCAAUUGGUGCCCCAGGACUGCCGGGUGAGCCUGGUGCCGCAGGUUUACCUGGAAAAGAUGGAGUCCGGGGAGGUAUUGGCCUAGAAGGAAUGUUUGGUGAUGACGGGCCGCCAGGACCUCCCGGAACGGUGGGCGUUCCUGGUGUCCAAGGUCCUCCUGGAACCGCGGGUGAUACUGGCCCUUCGGGAGAUCCGGGAGAUCGUGGUGCUGCUGGACCAAUGGGAGCGCCUGGUGAGCGGGGACCACCCGGAAUCAUGGGAGCUGAAGGACAAGUCGGUCCUCAGGGGCCUGAAGGAGAGCAAGGUCUUCAAGGUCCGCCAGGAGAAUCUGGACCGAAAGGCAAUACAGGCAAACCGGGUUCGCCAGGUUCAAUUGGUCCGAAAGGAGAGUCUGGUCCAAAAGGUGUAGGAGGUAAUCCUGGAACAGUAGGACCAACUGGACUUAAAGGAGAGCAGGGUAGCAUAGGAGACCCUGGACCGACUGGAAAACAAGGUGAAAUGGGUGGACAUGGAGAUCAGGGACCUCCUGGUCCUCGAGGGCCUAAUGGCGAUGAAGGAGAACCUGGGCCUCCAGGUCCAAUAGGCCCUGCUGGCCCACCUGGCUUACAAGGUCCUCGAGGAGAGCAAGGUCAUCAAGGUGAUCCUGGACCAAUGGGUAAACAAGGCCCACAAGGUCAAGUAAAAAUAACCAAUAAUGGAGAAAAUUUACGAAUGAGAUAUAAAAGAUCAGCUAUAAUACAAACCGAAGAAACACUUGAACAAAUAAAUCAAAAUAUAUUUGGACGUGUCGAUGCACUGAAUAAGAAAGUACGUUCAAGACGUUAUGCAACUGGUUUAAGUCCACAAAAUCCAGCACGAACAUGUAAAGAUGUCAGAUUGACUAAUAAAUUUGCUCAAAAUGAUACUUAUUGGAUCGAUCCAAAUGAAGGGUCAAACAAAGAUGCAAUAAGAGCAAAGUGUACAUUUUUUGAUGAUGGCAUUGUUGAGACCUGUGUUGAUUCAAGCAUGGAUCAAGGAAUAUUGGUUACAUAUUUGAAACCACUACCAAGUGAUAGUGAAUGGCAAAGUCAACUGCGUGUGAUGAAUUCUACAACACCACUAGAUUUACAUAAUUAUGGAAGUCAUUCACAAGUUAAUAUGUUACGUAUUCAACAUAGAUAUGCAUCACAAGAACUUGAAUUUUUAUGCGACGGAACAGAAAUCUAUGGUUCAUGGAAUCCACGUACAAGUCAAUCAGAUUUUAAUAAAGCUACUGCUCUGUUGGCACAUAAUGAACGUAUGCUUGAUUUGACUUCAGGUGAAAGAUUAGGACCGGGAAAAUAUCAUAUGGAUAAACGUAAUUAUCGAAAUAAUUUAGAUCGUGUUGACACAAAUAUUAUAAUAGAAUAUGAUGGAUGUCAGUACUUGACAAAAGGUGCAGCCACCAAAUUAUUGAUUGAAACAAGAGACUUAGAAGUAUUACCAAUUAUUGACUUUAAAGUACGUAAUUUUGACAAACAAGGCACAUGUUCACUAAGUGUAAAUGUCGGUGCUGUAUGUUAUCGUACAUAGCAAAAAAUUACGAACAGAAUCGCAGUAAUGAAGAUAAUGGAAGAGAGAAAAUGAAAAUUUCGGAAAAAAAACUAUAUUUCAUUAAAUAAAUUCCUAUGCUCACUAUUUAAUGGACAAUCGUUCACUGUUGUUUUGGUUUUGUCUGUAUGAAUAAUCUUUCAAUUUUGAAUUAAUUUAAUAAAAUCCAUGCUGUUUUAAUGAGCACCAGAAGUGACAAAACUAUGCAAUUUUCAAUUAGAAUUCAAUGAAAGCUAGGUAAAAGCCAUUUUGACUAAUCCUAAAUAUUUUGAUUCAAAACAUAUGUAAAUCCUAUUAGUUGUAAUAGUAUUUUAAGUGUAAAGAUAUCAUUGUUUUCUGGUAAGAAAUGGCAUUUGUAUUCGGGAUUAUUGAUUAAAAGUUUUUAAUGUGUAAAUUAGGUGGAAACUUUUUUCCUAUUGUGACUGAAUUGACCUACAAAUUAACUUAACAAUUUACUCAAAUCAAAUCACAUAUUACAAAGA